This is a messenger RNA of Pelodiscus sinensis (Chinese soft-shelled turtle), 2982 nucleotides long. The record is from RefSeq and is a predicted model, not a curated record. NCBI's taxonomy places the organism in Eukaryota, Metazoa, Chordata, Testudines, Trionychidae.
UCCUCGCAUCAGCAAGCACAUUGCAGCCCCCCCGUGGGUGCCCAGCCCCCUUUGAAUGGAAACGCUUUUCAGCCACGAUUCGUCACCUAGCCCGUGUCUGUCUGCAAGACGCGCCUCCCAGGGCGAAGUUUGUCCGCGCGCGGGAGACGGCGCGAGUUGUCAGCGCUGUCUGACUGGCUACCCCGGCGCGCUGCCGGCCAGCGGCCCGACAUACAGCGCCGAGAUACAGCCCCGCCGGCGCCCUGACACACAGCCCCGCGACACGGCUCCUCCAGCAAAGGUCUGCGGGGCACCCUCCACACCGACGCUGCGGGAGGAUCUCGGACCAGCCAGCGGCUUGACUCAGUUCUACUUUCACAAUUCCUUCAAUUUGUUGUCCCUGAAGCGUUAUAAAAUUGAUGGCUCUCAGGUGCCAACUCCAUAGAACAUAGAGAGGAUAAAAGGCAAACAUAAUUGUCAAAGGCAAGGAUAAGUAACAGUCAUCAGACGUGAAACUCAACAUGGCACAUGAUCAGCUACCAAACAACACUUUGAAGAACACUUCGGUCCCUGUGUUCACUGGCCUUGACCUCCUCUUUGACCUGAAGCCCCUCUUCAUUCCCCUCUACGCCACUCUGGUUGCAGUGGCUUGCACAGGCAAUUUACUCCUCAUUCUCCUUAUCAUCAUCACCAAAAAACUGCACAGCACCACUAACUUCCUUAUUGGAAAUCUAGCUGCAGCUGACCUGAUCAUGUGCAUUUUCUGCGUCCCACUGACUGCAUCCUAUGCCUUUGAGAUCCGGGGCUGGCUUUUUGGGGUGUUCAUGUGUUACUUUGUCACCUUGAUGCAAACUGCUACUGUAUUUGUGGCUGUACUGUCCCUCACAGCUAUUGCAGUGGACCGAUAUAUUGUUGUUGCUUACCCCAUUCGCAAAAGGCUAAGCCACAAGUCCUGUAUCUACAUAGUGGCCUUCAUUUGGUUACUCUCCAUUGUGGUUUCUAUGCCUACUUCUCUGCACACCCAUUAUCUGGAUCUCAAUAAGAUUGGCCAUAACAUGUUCAUCUGUGAAGAAUUCUGGAAGCACCAAGAGAAAGAGAGGCUGCUGUACUCAUGUUCAAUGCUCCUUUUGUCCUACAUGCUCCCACUUUCUGCAGUGUCUAUCUCCUACUGUGCCAUUUCUUAUCGCCUCAGGAAGAGGAAUGUCCCAGGGGCUGCCUACCACAAUCAAGACAAAUGGACCAAUAAAAAGAAAAAGACCUUCCGUGUUCUCAUUAUUUCAGUCAUGUGCUUUGCUGUCUGCUGGCUACCUCUGCAGGUAGUGAACCUCAUCAGAGAUGUAGAUGAGGAGUUUACCAUCUUGGACAAGAAGUACGUGAAUGUCAUUCAGGUGUCAUGUCACUUGAUUGCUAUGAGCUCUGCCUGUUAUAACCCUUUCAUCUAUGCCUCCCUUCAUGACAAAUUCCGAUUCCAUGUUAAUAACUAUUUUGGCCGUCACAAGAAGACGUCCAGCACAUUGUCCCGCAAGGCCUCGCGAUUCAAUACGUGCUCAACCUUGGCAGAUAUUCCCAUGGGCAUCACCGAUAAGUUAACCCUGCAAGGCAGGUUCUCUUUUAACUAAAAUAUUGUAGGAGAUCAAAUCAGCAAAGGUGGUAUGCACCAUAAUUUUGGGCUUGCUAUAUUGGACAUGGAUACUUAUUGUGCAAGUUAUGUGAUACUGAUAUUUGGUCAUUUCAGGAAACAAUAGUUGUCUAAGAACCUGAAAGAAGAACAAAGAAAAUAGACAGAUGGAUUUUGUGUCUGAAGAGAUAGAAAUAGCUCAUCUGAGCAACUGAAGUGCAUUUUGCUCUUUGUCUAAAUGAGCAAAUUCAACAACCAAAUUGGCAAUCUUCUAAGUUUAAGUUAAUUCUAUACAGCUUUUACUCAUUAACAUUGUCCUCUUUUUGUAUAGGUUGAUGUUAUGGGAGAAGCAGGCAUUUCCUCUUGACUGAAUUCAGUUCAAAGGUUAAAAGUCUUUACAUAUGAAACAACAGCCAUUUGCUCUGUUGCAACAGACCAGUAAACAUACCCUCAAAAUUAAAGAACACAUGUUUAGCUAUUUUAUUAUAAAUAUAAUGAUUUUCAGAAAUGGGAUGAAAAUAUAUAUGCUUAAUGUUGUACUUGUUUUCUGGUGCCUAAAAGGGCACAAAAAGUCAAGUGUGGAUCAGUAAAUUUUUAUGCAAAAAGGGAACUAGACACCCAAGAGCGAUAUUUGUUUGCACAGAUCAGUUUGCAAGCCUACAGGAGAAUUUUGGCACAUUCAAACAUGUUGGCAACCAAAGUAACAUUAAAAGUUGUGACAAAAUGUUAGCUUCCACACACAUUUUGGAGUUCAGUUUCACACAGAUUCCAAGGUCAGUGUGUGGACCGUAAGACAGUUUUUGUCAAAUGGCACAUUGCUUAUGAUGAUUAAUCAGAUUUCUAUGGCAUCUAUCAGCAUAGUAUCUGUGUGCCAUAUACAGAGAUUAGAUCAAGUCUAAAACAAGCAUUUCCCUCAAAAUAGGUGUCAGCAUAUCCAUGGUGACAGCUAGGCCCAGGCUCAACAGAUCCCAAGAUGGAGAAAACCCAGCAGGAAGGUGAAAGCCAAGGACCACCAGAAGUACAUAUAAUGGAAAGACUGGACAUAAAGGGCUCUGUAAAAAGUAGCCAAGUUUUACUACUUAGAGUUCGAACAGUACCUCAAUAUGAUGCAGGGGUAUAAUAUCUGAAAUAGGGGAUUGCUCAUGGAGUUUUGUCAUCAGCGAUGAAGACUGGUCCAAAAUAUCUCCUGGGGCAUUAUGUGAGGUGAACAGGUCCACAGGCAGCAAAGACACUGGGCAUCAGCUGUGCUUCACUACUUGAGGUAAAGGAAAUCUCAGAGAAAUUUACAACGUCUUGUAUGGCACAUGGGAAGCCAGUACUGGGAGACUAGGAAAGGUCUGCAUUACUGCACCUCAGUCUCAUCCCAGAGGGACAAUGUAUUCUCU